Molecule: messenger RNA, 1803 nt
Organism: Aureobasidium melanogenum CBS 110374
Lineage: Eukaryota; Fungi; Ascomycota; Dothideomycetes; Dothideales; Saccotheciaceae
Product: Arylsulphatase
Exons: 2
Coding region: 1-1803 (600 amino acids)
Biological process (GO): phenol-containing compound metabolic process
Molecular function (GO): arylsulfatase activity; N-acetylglucosamine-6-sulfatase activity; glycosaminoglycan binding
Source: RefSeq, a predicted model, not a curated record
AUGAAACUCAAUCUGCUCAGGCUAUCAGCAUGGGCUGCUCUAGCCAAUUCGGUGCUGGCCAAGCAGCCAAACAUCCUCUUCAUCAUCACUGACGACCAGGAUGGACACAUGGGAUCGGUCGAGCAUAUGCCUCUGCUCAAAAAGCACUUAAUCGACAAGGGAACCUCUUACGAAAACCACUUCUGCACAAUUGCCAUCUGCUGUCCUUCAAGAGUCAAUCUCUGGACUGGAAGAGCUGCUCACAAUACCAAUGUCACUGAUGUCGGCCCGCCUUAUGGAGGUUACCCUAAGAUCGUCAAGGAAGGUAUCAAUGAUGACUAUCUUCCUUUGUGGAUGCAGGCUGCUGGAUACAACACAUAUUAUACCGGCAAGCUCUGGAACGCGCACACUAUCAACAAUUACGACCAGCCUUUUGUCAAGGGCUACAAUGGCUCUGACUUCCUGCUGGAUCCUUUCACCUACGAUUACUGGCACGCAAGAAUGACCAGAAAUGGGGAGACACCAAAGGACUACUCGGGUCAAUACUCGCCCGAUGUGGUGGCUGACAAGGCGUAUGGCUUCCUUGAAGAGGCCAUCGAAGGCGAUGCCCCUUGGUUUGUCACGGUCGCACCUAUCGCUCCUCACAGCAAUAUUGUUGCGCAUCCACCUAGCGGUCGUCUAAACGAACUCGAAGUGCUCGCCCCUGGUGCCGUCAAUAAGUUUGCGAUUCCUGAAUAUGCUCCACGUCACGCACAUCUGUUCAAGGAUUACAGAAUUCCUAGAACUGAAGACUUCAAUCCUGAAGAGGCCAGUGGAGCAAGUUGGAUAGCUCAACUACCCAGACUCAACGACACGAACAUCGAGUACAAUGAUGAGUUUCAGCGUGCUAGGCUUCGCGCACUGCAGUCAGUCGACGAGAUGAUUGAGCGUUUGGUCAAUCUUCUCGACUCUAAGGGUGUCCUCGAUGACACUUAUGUCUUCUUCACCACUGACAAUGGUUUCCAUGCUAGUCAGCAUCGCAUGCAACCCGGCAAAGAGUGCGGCUACGAUACUGAUAUCCACAUCCCAUUGGUUGUCCGCGGACCAGGCAUUGCUGCAGGCGCAACCAAAGACAUCGUAACUUCCCAUACCGACAUGGCACCGACCUUACUCUCUCUUGCCGGCGCAACUCGCAACGACUUUGACGGCUUAGCCAUACCCAUACUCGACAACAAUACAUCGCCUCGCGGCGAACACGUCAACGUCGAGUUCUGGGGCAUCGGACUGCCAGAAGGAAAAUUCGGCAUCGCGGAACCACACGGAGGACUCUCUUACGCAAACAACACAUACAAAGCUUUGCGGCUCGUAAGCGCCAAUUACAGUCUCUACUACUCCGUUUGGUGCACUGGCGAACACGAAUUCUACGACUUGCACACUGAUCCAUACCAGAUGCACAAUUUCUUCGCCGAUCCAAAGUUAGCAAGGGAUUACUCCCUCGCUGGUCGUUCAUGGCAGCAAUUAAUCUAUCGUCUGGAUGCUCUGCUGCUGGUUCUCAAAACAUGCAAGACGACCACUUGCAUCAAACCAUGGUCUUCUCUGCAUGACAACAGCAGUGUAGAAACACUCACGCAAGCACUAAACCCAGAGUUUGAUGCUUACUACAUCAAACACCCCAAAGUAGGCUUCUCGUCUUGCGAAUUGGGGUAUAUCCCAGAAGCAGAAGGAAACGUCGAUCACAUCCCCUUUGCUGCUGCGGGUGUGGAAUGGACACUCGCGGCCGAGCAACCCGCACUAAAAGGUCAGGAGCCUUUCAAGUACAGAGGCAGCUGGAGCGAUUGGGUGUGA